This is a messenger RNA of Punctularia strigosozonata HHB-11173 SS5, 408 nucleotides long. RefSeq lists its product as uncharacterized. The annotation marks the transcript as partial. Lineage: Eukaryota; Fungi; Basidiomycota; Agaricomycetes; Corticiales; Punctulariaceae. The record is from RefSeq and is a predicted model, not a curated record. The transcript has 2 exons.
AGCGUUUACCAGAAGAGCGGCAACUCCAGCCUCAGCCCUCAGGUGGCGGGCAGCAUCACCGCUGCUCCCGCCGGGUUCUUCUCCCGUGACCCUUCGGACAUCAACGUCGAGGGUCUGAUCGCGUACACGGUCCCUGGCGUCGACGCCACCACCGACUCCUACAACCUGGUGGUGUACUUUGCCGGUAUCAAGACGGCCACCGGCGGAUACACGACCGUUGGGUUCGUGAACACGAAGACGCCGAUCGACGAGGAGCUGCUGACGCAGAUGAGCGCUACACCGUCGACCACGUACAAGACCACCGCGUCUUCGAGGCCGAUGACGGUCGGCGGAAAGUCUUACACCUUCCAGGCGAGAUUGGUCGUGGGCGACUACGGCUAUGCGGUUGAUGUCACCUUCUCGACCUAA